AUGAGCCGGGGCAGCAAAGCAGGGAGGGCGCGCGGGGGCCUGGACCUGAAGCUGCACCUGUCUCCGCCGGCGCCGGCGUCGUUGUCCUCCGACGAAGAGUGGUCGUCGUCGCCGAGCUCGUGUCUGUCGUCGGAGGGCGAGCGGGAGCCGCCGCAGCAGAGGCAGCAGAGCCACGGGCUGCAGUGGUCGGACAGCCCGGAGGCGACGUCCAUGGUGCUGGCGGCCUGCCCGCGCUGCCUCAUGUACGUGAUGCUCUCCGAGGCCGACCCGCGCUGCCCCCGGUGCCGCAGCCCCGUCCUCCUCGACUUCCUGCACCCCGCCGCAGCCCGCAACAGCAGCAGCAGCAUCAACGUCAGCAGGGAGGACGACGACGAUCACAGCCGGAAUAGCACCCGCGGCGGCGGUGGCGGGAGGAACAGGAGGGCGUGA
Miscanthus lutarioriparius is the source of this 429-nucleotide messenger RNA. The record is from the annotation of a GenBank genome assembly. NCBI's taxonomy places the organism in Eukaryota, Viridiplantae, Streptophyta, Magnoliopsida, Poales, Poaceae.